Nasonia vitripennis (jewel wasp) is the source of this 1421-nucleotide messenger RNA. Its product is annotated as spermine oxidase. Gene Ontology annotation, molecular function: polyamine oxidase activity. The transcript has 4 exons. The record is from RefSeq and is a predicted model, not a curated record. Bases 189 to 791 code for a protein of 200 amino acids. Lineage: Eukaryota; Metazoa; Arthropoda; Insecta; Hymenoptera; Pteromalidae.
GUAAUAUCAAGCUUUCGGUUCAAGUGAAUGCAUCGAAUGGUCAAUUUUACAUAGCUGAUCAUGUAAUAGUUACAGUUUCAUUAGGAGUCUUAAAAGAUAAACAUAAACACCUUUUUACACCAACGUUGCCAGAUUAUAAAAUUAACUCUAUCGAGGGCAUUGGAUUUGGUGCUGUUGCGAAAAUUGUCAUGCUAUUUGAGAAACCUUUUUGGAAUCUCGAUGAUGAUGAAAGAGUACUAUGGUUUCCUUUUAUAUGGGACGAUGAUUCAAAAAAUCAAAUUGAGGCUGAUCUCGAGAAGAAGUGGUUAUUAGGAAUGAAUGGUGCAAUGACGGUAGAGUACAAGCCACGACUUUUGUUAUUAUGGAUUACUGGAAAAUAUGUAAAACACAUGGAAAAUUUACCCGAAGACGUAGUAUUUAAUAAUUCUGUCGAAAACUUGCAACGGUUUUUCGGUAAAUCUUACAAUGUUAGUAAACCCAUAGCCAUGAUGCGAAGUCGUUGGUAUAGCAAUCCUCAUUUCGAAGGUUCCUACAGUUAUAGAAGUGUAGAAUCGCAUAAACGACAAGUCUAUCCAGAAAUGUUGGAAAGGCCAUUGAAUGAAGAUAAUUUGAAAUUAUUAUUUGCCGGAGAAGCAACAGAGUCAGCUAGAUUUUCAACAGUUGAUGGAGCAAUCCAAUCUGGAUGGAAAGCUGCAGACCGAUUGAUAGAACAUUACGAAAAAUCGAGUGGUACACUACACGGAGAAAAAAAAAUGUUGAGGCUACUCAAAACUUCAGGAGAAUCUACUUGACGACUUAGGUAAAGAAAAUCCUGCGCGGUAGACUCAUCGAAUGCGCAGAAGGGUCCAAACUCGUCCAAUACCGCCUACCGCCACUGCUGCGCUUCCUCCACUUUCCUCGUUCGGAAAUUUUGUGCUGUGCGAGUCCAUUCUCGCACAUUAUUUACUCAAGUAGAUUCUACUGAAGCCGCUUCGGUAGAUUCGACAUUUUUUUUCUCCGUGUAGCAACAGAUGCAUAGAACAAUUAUGAUUAGGGUUCAAUUCAUUUUAACUCUCGUUAUAAUCAAAUAAUACGUAUGAAGAAGAAAAAAGUAGGAGCGUUCAAAAACAUAAAAAUGAUAUAAAGGGUUACAUUACUAAUGACAUUCUUUGUUAACACUAGGAUAUCCAAAUCUAAAAUAUUCAUUACUCAACGGCAUGUAUCGAAUAGCUCUACUUUUAAAAAAUAAUUGAAAAGAAAUAAAGAAUUACUUGAUUUGAAAACGUCCACUUGACCCAUAUUGAAAACAGAAAAAGCACUCAGUGAUGUAGUCCUCGAUUUUUUUACUUUUGAUUGCUUUAACUGAAUGUUUUUUGUUGUUUGUUUUUUUGUUAAUUAAUAAUUGAGAAAUAAAAAUAAAUCAGUUGUAUUUAUUUGGGAUU